Peromyscus leucopus (white-footed mouse) is the source of this 1386-nucleotide messenger RNA. It is a transcript of the gene Ly6k, whose product is annotated as lymphocyte antigen 6 family member K. Bases 751 to 1293 code for a protein of 180 amino acids. The transcript is spliced from 4 exons. Gene Ontology annotation, cellular component: acrosomal vesicle. Gene Ontology annotation, biological process: binding of sperm to zona pellucida. The record is from RefSeq and is a predicted model, not a curated record. Lineage: Eukaryota; Metazoa; Chordata; Mammalia; Rodentia; Cricetidae.
CACUUUUCCCUUUGGCUUCAUACCUGAUUGCUGGGAAUGCUGCCCUGUGUAUACUUUCCUGCACUGAGAGCCACAUUCUAGACCAUUCGGUACUGCACAGAACAUUUAACAUACUGCCCCAACAGCUGCUUUUAUUUUAAAGGGCAUGCUUGCUAAAUUUCGGCUACAGGAUACAUGCAGCUGUGAAGAAAAAAAAAAAAUAAGGGACCUUAUCCCAGGACUGUGAGGAGAAAGCAAGGUAAAAAAGGAAGCAAGGGAAACUGGAGUGAGUUUGGCGGGAGUUCUGUACGGGACAGGUCGAUGAGAAAUCCACAGGAGGGCUUCUUGCGCCAAGUGGAAGGUGCUGUGUUCCUUAAACCCUGUCGUGUACGCAUGCGUAUUCAUUCAUGGAACUGAUGUGAACACAGACGGCGGGCACCACAUCUGCCUCAGGUGGCAUAAGGAAGGUCAGGGUGGGGCUCUCUGGUGUCGGGCUCCCAGGGGAGGAGAGCCCCACCGAGCAAAGACUAAUUGAUUGCCGUGGCGUCAGGUAGGGGGCGCUGUUUCCCGCGUAUCCCGCAGACCCUGAGUCGCCCCCCUCUGGACGGCCUUCAAGGAGACGGAGACCGUGGGACUGGCGGGAACUGGAAUGUUCCAGAAGGAGCACCAGAGGCGCCCUGUAGGGGGCAGUGUGGGGAGAGCGAUCCCCACCCCCACCCCCACCCCCGAGGAGAGCCCGCUGAAUCUCAGACCUCACCGGGGGCCAGUCAGAUGCCGGGCCUCAUGGACACGCGGAAGCACGGACAGCUGAGGAAGACCAGGCGCCCUCUGGAGAUGGUGGUCCUCCUGGUCCUACUCACCGCCAUAGGCUUACCGCUGACCAACCAAACUUCUAUCAACUGUCACGUCUGUGAGCAAGAGAACAGCUUUAACUGCACGAAUCCACAGACGUGUCCUGAUACGAAAAAGUACUGUGUGAUGGUUGCCAUUCAACUAUUUGAACGUUUCUACAUUUCAUCAAAACAGUGCACCAGAAACUGUCCAGUCACUCCAUAUUUCCCUUCUGCCCCUGAGGGAAGUUCUAAUCCUGCAGCGCCCCAGCCUAAGAACUUUGUGGUCGAAAAACCCUUGCCCUUCUUAUAUUCAAAGUGCUGUAAGUGGGACUUGUGUAACCAGUAUGGGCCAGACCUCUUAUAUUAUUACAAGGAGCAGCCUGGGAAAGCCAGUGAGAGAAGACACAGAUACACUGAGCUGUUCCUGCCUGGCUUCAUGGUCCUUAUUGCUACCGGGCUCACAGCCCUCAGCCUGCAGUAAGUAAGCUACAGAUGGACCUGGAGCAUGCCUUGUGGGGCAUGAAUUUCCCGUACCCUGCUGGACCCUUCUAAUUAAAUUUGUUUCCCUUUGUUA